CUUGCGGCGACGGCGGCGGUGGCGCCCGAGGGUUUGGAGCCUCGGCCCGCAGGUGGAAAGCGCACCCGGGAGGCGGGCCGGCCGGGGCUGGGGCGGCUCGGGCGGGCUCUUGACGCUCAGCCAGCCCCGCUCCGGCCUCGUGAAAGCGCGCGUCCCGCCCUGACCCGCUGGCCUCUCCCACCCCAGCAGUGACGCGCCGUCUCGGAGCUGGAGCCCGCGCAACGCCCCGCAGGGCUAUGGACGGCCGAACCCCGCACUCGCAGGACGCCCAGGCGGCGCCCACGCCGCUCGCCGCCCCAGCCGGAUACUUCAAGAUCCAGCAUGAAACCAGAGUGUUAAGGUGCCUGAACUCAGUCAGCUUCCAUUCACUAAUAUGAACUUGCUAAUCUGAAUUAAUCACUACUCAGAACUGUGAACAUUUACAAUGUAUUGAAAUCUUUCAUUUACUUAGAAAAGGAGAACAUCAAAGGCAAGCCUUUGUAUGCUGUGUUUUCAAGAAGGACAGGAUGAAAAUCACAUCAGUGGGUCCAUUUGCAAAAAUAAAGCUUUCACUCUACAUCAAAGAGCAGAGAAAACCAAAAGCCAAGGCACCCCUUCCUCCAGCUGAGACCAAAUACGUUGAUGUCUCUUCAGCUGCUGAUUCUGUAGAAUCCACCACUUUCAUCAUGGAACAGAAGGAAAACAUGAUAGAUAAAGACAUUGAACUCUCAGUGGUUCUACCUGGGGAUAUUAUCAAAUCUACUACUGUUCAUGGCAGUAAACCUAUGAUGGACUUGUUGAUAUUCCUUUGUGCGCAGUAUCACUUAAAUCCAUCAAGUUACACAAUUGAUCUGUUGUCAGCUGAACAGAAUCACAUUAAAUUUAAGCCAAACACACCAAUAGGAAUGUUGGAAGUAGAGAAGGUAAUUUUAAAGCCAAAAAUGUUGGAUAAGAGAAAACCUACACCUAUAAUACCGGAGAAAACUGUAAGAGUAGUGGUUAAUUUUAAGAAAACACAGAAGACCAUAGUGAGAGUGAGUCCACAUGCAUCACUUCAAGAGCUUGCCCCUAUUAUAUGUAGCAAAUGUGAAUUUGAUCCAUUGCAUACUCUAUUGUUGAAAGAUUAUCAAUCACAGGAGCCCCUCGACAUGACAAAAUCUCUUGAUGACCUAGGACUAAGAGAAUUAUAUGCAAUGGAUGUCAACAGAGCCACUUCUGUUACUGUCUUCAGUAAGUCAUCUUUACAAGAGUCCUGCCCAAUAUCACAAAACCUAGACAUUAUGAAGGAAAAAGAAAAUAAAGGGUUUUUCAGUUUUUUUCAACGCAGUAAGAAAAAGCGGGACCAAACUGCAAGUGCACCUGCAACCCCUCUAGUAAACAAGCACCGCCCAACUUUUACAAGGUCCAAUACCAUUUCCAAACCAUAUAUUUCCAACACCCUGCCGUCGGAUGCACCCAAGAAGAGGCGGGCUCCAUUGCCCCCAAUGCCAGCAUCUCAGAGUGUCCCCCAGGACCUUGCACACAUCCAGGAGAGGCCUGCUUCUUGCAUAGUGAAAUCCAUGAGCGUUGAUGAGACAGAUAAGAGUCCCUGUGAAGAAGGCAGAGUGAGGGCAGGAUCACUGCAGCUCAGCAGCACAUCUGCAGGGAAUUCAUCUUUGAGAAGGACAAAGCGAAAAGCACCUUCCCCACCCUCCAAAAUAUCCCUGCAUCAGAGUGAUGAAAAUAGUCAUGUAUCUGCCUUACAGCCAGAAGGUGGGGUUCCUUCAGACAGUGUUUCAGAAGCAAACUCUCCUGUGGAGCUAUCCAGCCCAGAUUCCACUUCUUUGGCAGAAACCUCCUUUGGCCCUGGGCUCUCCAGUCAGGAGCAGUGCACUGCGUCCAACCUGAUGGAGGAAACCUCUGUCUUUGAGUGCCCUGGAACACCUGAGGCAGCCAUAACAUCACUGACAUCUGGAAUAAGCUCUGAUUAUAGCCUUGAAGAGAUAGAUGAAAAGGAAGAACUGAGUGAAGUGCCUAAAGUAGAAGCUGAAAAUAUUUGUGUGAAGUCACAAGAUAUUCCUUUUGUAUCUACUGAUACAAUAAAUACACUGAAAAAUGACCCUGACUCAGCCCUUGGCAAUGAUGGUGGAGAGUUCUCACAAAACUCCAAGGAAGAAAAACAAGAAAGUAGAAGCACAAAUGGACAAGAACCACACAGUGUAGUAUAUGAUACAAGCAAUGAAAAGAAGGUAGUUGACAGCCUAAGAAACUUGAAGUCAUUGGGCCCAAACCAAGAGAAUGUAGUUCAAAAUGAAAUAAUUGUCUUUCCAAAGAACACAGAAGACAAUAUGAAAAAUGAAGUGAAGAAAACAGAAAUCAACGUAGGAGGUGUUGCCAAAAAUAACGACAUCGAUAUGGAAGUUGAGAGACCAUCAAACUCUCAGGCACAUGAAACUGAUACUUCUAUAAGUUACAAGGAAAACCAUCUAGCAGCUUCAUUAGUACCAGAUCAAAAACUGAAUCAACCCAGUGCAGAAAAGACAAAAAUGCAAGAUGUAGCAAUUCAAACAACCCCUUCUUGUAACAGUUUUGAUGGGAAACACCAAGAUCAUAAUUUGUCUGACUUCAAAGUUGAAGAAAGUGUGCAAACUUCAAAUAACGUAUCAACUCAACACUCAUUCUUAAGCUCACAAGAUUCUGUAGAUCACUCAAAGGAAUUCAGGAGCCAAGGCACCCUAACUAUACAUUCAGAAGAUCUGUUUACCACAAAAGAUCCAAUUUUUGCACAUAGUAAUGAUGAUCUUUUGCCUUCUAUUGAUAGGAUUGAUAAAAAUUCAACUGCUUCUUACCUAAAGAAUUAUCCACUUUAUAGACAGGACUACAAUCCCAAGCCAAAACCUUCAAAUGAAAUUACACGAGAGUAUAUACCCAAAAUUGGAAUGACUACUUAUAAAGUAGUGCCUCCCAAAUCCUUGGAAAUACUGAAAGACUGGCAAUCAGAGACCAUAGGGUAUAAAGAUGAUCAGGACAUACAUACUUUAGGGAAAAAGCACACUCAUGAGAAUGUGAAAGAAACUGCCAUCCAAACAGAAGAUUCUGCUAUUUCUGAAGGCCCGAAAGGGCCACUGCCAGACCUUAAACCAAAGCCAAACCUGAGAACAGAGCAUCAGGUACACGGUUCUGUGAGCUCACCUGUUAGUGCCAUGGUUAGUCCUCUGAAACCUUCUCCCAAAAUGACAAGAGACACUGGCACUGCUCCUUUCGCACCAAAUUUGGAAGACAUAAACAAUAUUUUGGAAUCAAAAUUUAAAUCUCGAGCUUCAAAUCCCCAGGCCAAACCCAGUUCCUUUUUCUUGCAGAUGCAGAAGAGAGUAUUGGGUCACUAUGUGACCUCUGCAGCUGCCAAGAGCGUCCAUGCUGCCCCUAAUCCUGCUCCAAGAGAACUGACAAAUAAAGAGGCAGAAAAGAAUACACUGCCUUCUCCAGAGCAAACUCUUUCUCCAUUAAGUAAAACGGCUCACUCUGUUCCACAGCCCCUUGUUGAAAAAACUGAUGAUGAUGUCAUCGGUCAGAAGCCUGAUGAAGCCUCUCCUCCUCCCAUAGCUCCGAAACCUGUGACAAUUCCUGCUAGUCAGGUAUCCGCACAAAAUCUGAAGACUCUGAAAACUUUUGGUGCCCCACGACCAUACUCAAGUUCUGGUCCUUCACCAUUUGCUCUCGCUGUAGUGAAAAGGUCACAGUCUUUCAGUAAAGAACGUACUGAGUCAUCUAGUGCUGGUGCAUCGGUUCAACCUCCAGCCAACACAGAGGAAGGGAAGACUCAUCCUGUAAAUAAAUUCGUGGACAUCCCACAACUUGGUGUGAUGGAUAAGGAAAAUAACUCUGCACAUAAUGAACAGAAUUCUCAAAUAACAACUCCAACUGAUCGCUCAUCAUUCACUCUUAUGAGACAAAGUUCUUUACCAUUGCAAAGCUCUGACCCAGAACAGAUGAGACAGAGUUUGCUGACUGCAAUCUGUUCAGGAGAGGCUGCUGCCAAAUUGAAAAGGUGUAGGCUCCAAACAGGCAUACGAGGAGCCUUUGGAAAGCCCCAGGACACUGUGGCCAGGGUUCACAUUGGCCAAGUUAUCAUGUCCAUCUGCACUAAGCUGCAGAACAAGGAGCAUGUGAUGGAGGCCCUGAGCAGGGCCAAGUUCAAGUUCCCUGGCAGCCAGAAGAUCCACAUCUCAAAGAAGAGGGGCUUCACCAAGUUCAAUGCUGACAAAUUUGAAGACAUGGUGGCUGAGAAGCGGCUCAUCCCAAAUGGCUGUGGGGUCAAGUACAUCCCCAAUUGUGGCCCUUUGCACAAGUGGUGGACCCUGCACUCAUGAAGGCUUCCACUCUACUGCCCCCUCCUAAUACUCAACAAUAAAUUCUACUUCCUAUCAAAAACAAAAAAAGUCAUUAUCUGUCAUUUGUUGGCUAUACGUGGAAAGAAAUCCCACAGGCAUACUAAACAGACUGCAGAUGAGUUUUCCAUUCUGCUGGUGGCAACUCUUCUUCUUCCCAUUUUCUUUCAGAUGUGUAAUGUCAACCACUCUACUCCAUCCUGGGUUCAUCAGAGUCUAGAAAAUACAUUAGUUUAGAUGACCAAUCUUUAUUUAAUAAAAGGCAAGAAAGGAAGCACAAGGAAACCAAAUCCAAAUUAUAUUUGCCAAUUUUAUUUUCCUUUUAACUAAUUGACUCUGUUGAUAGGAGAAUCUGUGGCCAUUUGUACUCUAGUUGUCUUCUUGUGAGAUGAUAGUGUUUGGUUAUGAAUCUAAAUUAGUCAAAUUAUAAUCUAAACUGUCUUAAAAUAUCUUCAUUAUAUUGCAAGUUUUAUAUUUCAAAAUAUAGAUAUUUACUAUUCAGAAUCCAAAUGACUUUACAUUUUUCUAAAGCUGGAAUUUCACACUAUGUAGAAAAUUCUUGUUUAAGUGUUUUUAUUCACUUAAAGUGUGUGACUAGAAGACUUUGCCAUAGAAUUUUGAAACUUAGGAGUUUACUUAACUGGGGGAAAAAACUCCUUUUUUAGUCUGCAGUCAUUUGACUUAAUAGUCACAGGUUUGAGUUUUUAAAUCCUUCAUAUGAAAACGUUUUUAAAACCAAGGGCUAGUUUUUUUGUUUUGAAUAAAUAGGGGGUCAUUGGGAGGGGGAUUUCACAUUCAUUUAUACCACCAGUACAAAACAUGUAAAAUUCAUUGUUUUGUGGAAUUCACUUUAUUUUUCUACAUUCUCGGGGCAGUUUUGGGGAACCAGAAUUACAGAAUUAAUCUGACUAAAAAUGCUCUUUAACAGCUUGGCUUCCAGUCUGUUUGUGCUCUUGUCCUUCAUGUUGAUUUGGUAAUUUUGUAAAGAUUAAGAUGUGUUAAUGGAUUAUUUAACUUAUUUGUUGUGAAAAUAACAACUCUCUUUUUAAUUUUAUGGUAAAAUGAACAUUUAUUCCUUAUGUAUAAUUUAUUGAAUAAUAAAUACUUAGCAUUUACAAUUAAGCAGAUGUUAAAAUGUGGAAACUGUUGAAAAUGGAAAAUUAGACAGCUGUCCCAUUUUAAAUUGAUGGGUGCAAAGUCUGUUUCUU
Molecule: messenger RNA, 5554 nt
Organism: Callithrix jacchus (white-tufted-ear marmoset)
Lineage: Eukaryota; Metazoa; Chordata; Mammalia; Primates; Cebidae
Gene: COBLL1
Product: cordon-bleu WH2 repeat protein like 1
Biological process (GO): translation
Cellular component (GO): ribosome
Molecular function (GO): structural constituent of ribosome; actin monomer binding
Source: RefSeq, a predicted model, not a curated record